This is a messenger RNA of Penicillium antarcticum, 1104 nucleotides long. RefSeq names its product phosphoglycerate mutase family protein. The transcript has 3 exons. Bases 1 to 1104 code for a protein of 367 amino acids. Gene Ontology annotation, molecular function: phosphatase activity. The record is from RefSeq and is a predicted model, not a curated record. NCBI's taxonomy places the organism in Eukaryota, Fungi, Ascomycota, Eurotiomycetes, Eurotiales, Aspergillaceae. Gene Ontology annotation, cellular component: cytoplasm.
AUGAAACUCUCCACUCUCGGUUCAGCCCUUGUGGGCCUGGCUGUUGUUAACGCCUCUGCUGUGUCGACAAGUGUUGAGUAUACGGCUGUCACCGGGUAUUUCCUUCAGGAUGAGGAUGCGACAGAUGCUAGUACUUUUGAUUAUACAGCAGAGAACUUCGGCUUGAUCAAUCGGACCUACCCCGCCGAUUCAAAGCUCAAGAACUCUGCCUCCUUAUCUCAAUGGGAGCGCUUCCACCAUCAGGUUCUUAAACUCAACCAGGAGGCUGGCAAGAAUGUCGAGUAUAAGGUUCUCUUCCUUGGGAGACACGGCGAGGGAUGGCAUAAUGCUGCCGAGACAUACUACGGGACACCAGCCUGGAAUUGCUACUGGGCCGAACUAGACGGCAACAGCACAGCAACCUGGGCAGACGCAGCCCUAACAGAAAACGGCAUCUUACAAGCCCAAAAAGCACACGACUUCUGGGCCUCCCAAAUCAAAACCCAAAACAUCCACACUCCAGACGUAUACUACGUCUCGCCCCUAACCCGCACCCUCCAAACAGCAAACUACACCUUCAACAACCUCGCCCUACCAAAAGACUCUACCCCCUUCAAGCCCACCAUCAAAGAACUCUUCCGCGAAGGAAUCAGCAUCCACACCUGCGACCACCGCCGCAGCGCCAGCUACAUCAAAUCCCUCUUCCCAGCCUGGCGCCUGGAAUCCGGAUUCGCGGAGGAAGACCCAUACUGGAAUGGCGUCGAGGCUGAAACGAGCGAUGCGCAAGAUGUGCGCAGUACAACUGCGCUCAAUGAGGUUUUCUUCGGGACUGGGGGGAAGGUCCAGCAUGAGCAGGCGUUUAUCUCGGUUACGUCGCAUUCCGGUGAGAUUUCCUCUAUUUUGAGGGUUGUUGGUCACCGUACUUUUAAGUUGAAUACCGGCGCUGUGAUUCCUGUUCUUGUUAAGGCGGAGAAGAAGGGGAAGGGCGUUAUUUCGGGGCCUACUAGUACUGUUGCUUGGGCUGUUAGUCCGCAUUGCACUGAGCCGCCUGUUGAGUCUGUUACUGCUUGUGUUUGUCCUUCUAGUGCUGUUCCCGUUACUACGGCGCUUGCUACUGGGUUUUAG